Molecule: messenger RNA, 3713 nt
Organism: Megalobrama amblycephala (Wuchang bream)
Lineage: Eukaryota; Metazoa; Chordata; Actinopteri; Cypriniformes; Xenocyprididae
Product: transmembrane protein 74
Exons: 2
Coding region: 605-1459 (284 amino acids)
Source: RefSeq, a predicted model, not a curated record
UGACAACUUACCCCUGAGACAUGUAGGCCUGGUCCUGAUCUCCUCUAUACACAGGUAUUUACAAAUAAAUAUCUAGGAUUUAUUGUUUUAUGUUUACACAUAUGAAAAUCAGAUUUAGGCUACAUCUGUAUUCAUGAUGUGCAACUAACUUUACAGUGUAUUGUGACAUUGUAUUAUGUGUUGACAAAGCAAUCAACGAUUCAUUUCAGUGGAUUGGCGUCAUCGGAUGUUUUCUAAAAUGUAUUUUCAAGAACGUUUUAAUGAUGUUAAUUUCUAGGAUAAUUAAUUUAGGACACAGCUUGGGCAUGCAAUCUGUAUAGGCUGCGUCAAACACAUGAAUCUCACAAGGAGAACAGCAUGAAAGUGUUUGAUCAGGCUUCAUUUUCCCCACGACACUGUAACCUCCCUCUCUUUUCUCCUCCUCUCCUCGUCUGUGCCGCUUGUAGAGGCUCGCGGAGCAUUGAGGCGACCUGAGCGCGGCGCGCGGGUGGAACAGGAUGAGCUUCCCUUAAUUAACGGAGCGCGAGCCCUGCAGGAAUGCCAGCGAGACGCUGCUUGGAGAAGGGCCAGCAUGCUUGAGAUGAACAUAUGAAUAAAAGUUCAAAUGGCUGAUCUUAAAGUCCUCUUUUGUGGUCAAGACGCUGUCCAGACCGAUCACCUUGACUGGUCCCUAAAACACCAGCAAAGUCAUCACUCAGUGUGCGCAGAUGAAAGGGCCCUUUCCAGCGAAGAGUGCUGCCAGGCGUAUCUGGAGGAGAAUGUUAAUGAGGUGAACAGGCUUUCAGAACCAUGGACAGCGACUCUGCCAAUUGGACGACUCUGCAAACUCAAUGAAUGGGGAUUCGAUGAAGAAGUUGAGGUAUGUUAUGAUGAGCAGUUUGAAACAGCUUUUCCAGGUGUGGCUGACAUUACUGACCAUAAAGACGGUCAGUUGUUAGAGGAGGAGACCAACUAUGACAAUUUCAGUUGGAAUUCAUCCAAAGAUCUCCAAGAUGGCGCCCCGGAAUGCUCCCUUCUGUCAGUUGACGAUUUCAUGGUGGAUUCGUCGGAAAAGUCAGUGGAUUAUGGAUUUAUAGGUGCUGUUACCUUUUUAGUUACAGGGAUCUCAUUGGUUGUCAUCUCCUACACGGUCCCACGUGACGUCAAAGUGAAUCCCGAUAGUGUUUCCGCUAGGGAGAUGGAGCGCUUGGAGAGAGAGAACGCCCGAGUGGGCGCUCACCUGGACAGGUGUGUGAUUGCCGGGCUGUGUCUCCUCACACUCGGAGGUGUGGUAUUGUCAACCCUGUUGAUGAUCUCCAUGUAUAAAGGAGAGAUGAUCAGAAGACAAGCUUUUGCUUACUCCAAGCACCAAGCCAGACUGUACGGCUCUAUAAAUUUCAGAAGUGGCGCGAGCCCGACCGCUGCUCCUUCGCUUUUGUCUCUUGAUGAAGAUGAAGUUCCUGUUGAAGUCUUGAGUUGAAGCCAAAAAACAUAUAUUGUCAGCAGUGGCGUGCACAAGGGGGAGGGGGGGGGUUGAGCCCUGCCCCUUUGAUCGUGAAAGUGAAAGUGCCCUUUGCGGUCGCAUCGCGGUGCCCCCGCGUUCCCCCUGCAUCCCCCACCGGAACGCGAUUUCUACAGCGGGAGAACAAUCUCAUCCCCCCCUCAACGCGAUUGCGCCCCUGCCCUCACGGAGGUCUGUGCACACCACUGAUUGUCAGUUCUUCAAAUGAUCAAAACAAGCUUUGUGAUACUGUGAUCUACAUCUAGUAGAUGAAAAUAUUUAUAUGACUGAAUAAACUUGACUAAAUUGGGUCAUAUCAACAAAGGGUCCAACAGGUUGAAAUUCUACACUUUUUACACUGUAUGUAAUGGACAAUUAAAUGUUACAUCUAUGAAAAUGUAACAUACCAACAUGAAUUUGAGUCCUGUUUAUGUGAACAAUGUCCUUGUGAGAGUUUGUGCAUUUUGCCAAAGCGUAUGUUCUUGUAAAUAUACAGCAUGCUUAACACGUGCAGUUAAAUAAGCCUCUCAAUUGGUGUGAUCAGUUUCUUUGGAUAUAUGCAACUUUUUGCUACCUUGCCAAAUUUGUCAUAUUUAGCCAGUUGUCACAUUGGAAAAGAAAAAAGGCUUUUACAUUUCCUUUUUUUUUGGCCUGGCUUGGCAGACUGUGUCUGACAGCUGACUUAAUCGUCAGUCAUUGUAUGAAAACCUUUCUCCAAUCAGGAGGGAUGGAGAUUUAUUCCCCCGAAGCCAGUCAAAUCUAUACAUUUGCAUUCAAAUUUACAUAAAAAUGCACAGGAUAAACAGCUUAGCAAUAGAGGUAACGUGAAUGCACACCAGGGAGGUUUGAACUAAUUUUUUGUGAGCUUAGUUUAUUUAGAGAAUAUCUGUGGUUUUAAUGCACAUGGGAUGCAGGAAACAUAUGAGCAGAUGUCUCUCUCUCUUUUUCUCUCCACCUCUCAUCAGUGUGCCAGUGUACUGGAGGAGUCUCAUGGGAAAUGACUGCUCUGUUUCUCCUUCCCAAUAGCAACUAACCCCAUUAGAGUCGCACAUCAUAACACGUAAUGACCUGAAAGAACCGAAUCCACAAUGCAGACCGCAGCAAAAGGCACAUAAAACCAUUGUGUAGAUUCUCAUCCCCCAAAGCACAAGCUGUCAGAAACAAGUAAAGAAAAUUAACCAGAAACAGUGUUCAAGUGUUCUCAAAAUAUCUUCUUUUAUGUUCAGCAGAAGAAUAAAGUCGUACAGGUUUGGAAUGACAUAAGGCUGAGUAAUAAUGGCAGGAUUUAAGAACACCUAACAUAGCGGAAUCUAGACAUAUAAGCCUCAGGUUGAGGGUCAAAGUGAAAUAAAAAUGCCCAUGAGGCUUUGAACAAGCAAUAGGCUUCUGCUGAGGAGUGCGGUCCGUAUAAGAAACGCUUACCGAGGGCCGGAUCAGAUUAUCCCUCGCUAUACACCAGCACUGCAGCCAAGAUUCCUGACACCAGUGUUCUUUUCAUCCCAUUUCUACGUGACAGCACACACAUGAGUGUUUUAACAGCCCCCUUGAGUGUCUGUUUGCGUGAGAUUACUUAGAGUAUCGUUAGACAUUUAAACAAACGCUUGUAGAAAAUUGCAGCUAUUAAAUCUGCGGGUUACUAAUAUCACUUGUGGUUUUAAUAAAGCUUAAUGGUUUGCCGUAAAACCAAACUCAGUGCCCUUAAUAUGGGCGAAGAUAAGUGUGUGUGUGUGUGGGGGGGGCAUAUUCUUAUAAUGUAUUUUUAGGUCGCACACAGCGGUGUGGAUAGCAAUUAAUGAAAUGUCAACAAUGCAUGACCAAGUCUAGUGAAAUAAGAACUGAUUUAUAUGCCAUUUUUCCUUCUCUGGCUGUCACCAUCUCUCUUUUUGUUUCCCUGUCUACCUCUCUCAUUCUCUCUAACCAGCACUCAGUAUAAUAACUCAAUCACUUAGGGCCGCUGGCAUCAGGAAAUGGGGCUAAAUUGAUUAAAGGGUCAGUAUGGGUCAGGGAGUGGGUGUGGACAUCGUCUCAAGGGACAGAGUUACGGUCAUUGUGUGCACAUACAACACAUAACUGAGCCAUAUCAUAAAUUGCCUGUGGCGCAGUGACAUCCUAACAUAUCAUCUCGCUCUAUUCUUUAGAUAAAGAACCGGCCCAAGCCGGUCUGAGUGAAAAGAUGUCAAUAAAAUGAAGUCCAGUCAAGACUGUCUGUGAGACACAGAUGGAGUUGUCAGUU